AUGGAUACGGCAACCGCGUCGGGGCCGGGAGCUAUCAGCUGCAUAACGGCCGCCGAGCGGCAGCUGCGCAGCGAUUCCCCGAUGUUGGUCGAUGGCAACCGUGCUACGGGCGGACGCUUCGUUGCCCUAACGAAGGCGGCGCUGGCGCUCGACGUCGGCGACAGCAGUUACCCGUGGCCGCGCCGCUACGCCAUCACGUUUUCGCCGUGUCUACGCAAGUUCUCGUGGGACCCGUACUCCCCGGUCUACAAGAGCAGCGACGUGGAGAGGACGCGGAACUCGUACCUGCGCACCACCAUCCCCUUUGCCUCCCUCACACGGGAGAAGCAGUUGCAGCGGAUGGAGAUGUGGGAGGAAAACCUGCGCCGGCACGUGCACGACGGCUUAAACCCUCUUGAAGAAGCUCCAGUGCCACAAACUCCAAAAAAGCGGUCGAAGCAGAAUAAAAAGCGGCAGCUGAAAAAACAACGAGAGAUCCGUCUUAAGGCUGAACGAGAGCAGCUGUAUCAACCACUGCAGCAGCCGCCGCCGCAGUAUCUACAACAAACACCGAUGCCGGGUGUGCGCCCCUGCUGGCGAGAUAAACAUGCGUCAAAGUUUCAACGCUCUCACCCUCCGCCUGCAUAUCAGCACGGCGGUCACAAUUUCUUACCGGCCUUUGGUGCUGCGGGCGGGUUUCAUCCCGCAGUAUGA
Molecule: messenger RNA, 693 nt
Organism: Trypanosoma rangeli
Lineage: Eukaryota; Euglenozoa; Kinetoplastea; Trypanosomatida; Trypanosomatidae
Exons: 1
Coding region: 1-693 (230 amino acids)
Source: RefSeq, a predicted model, not a curated record